AUGAUAAAUUAUUUUUGUAAUUUUAGGCAUUUAUUAUAAAAAAAUGCUAGCUAAUGUUGCAAAAAGCUCUAAUAUUUUAAGGUUUAAACUUUUUACUAUUCUUAACAAUUCUAUUUCUCUAUAAAUAAUGAUAGUAAUAAAGAUAUAGAUUUGGAAAUUAAUCAAGUUAAAAAUGUAUAAUCUCCUCAAUCAAAACCUCAAAAAAAAGAAAGGAUAAAACCUUAAAUUGAUGAAAAAGAUUUAGAAUGGAAGUUUGUUAAGGGAUCUGGGCCUGGAGGAUAGUCAGUAAAUAAAACAAGUAAUAAUGCUGUUUUGAUUCAUAAACCGACUGGUAUUCAAGUUCGUUCUCAUGCAAGUAGGGAAUUGGAUAAGAAUAAAUAAUAUUGCAUGAAAUAGCUGUCAGAAAAAUUAGAUGUUCUAAUAAAUGGAGAAAAUAGUAAAAAAAUGAAAAAAGAAGAAAAAAAGAAAAAGUAGCAGGAUAGAAGAAAGAGGAAAAGUGCAGAAAAGUAUGGAAAUAAAUAGAAAAAUGAUGAAUCUAUCAAAAGUGAAGAUAAUCAAAAUACAUAGAAUUGA
Molecule: messenger RNA, 573 nt
Organism: Tetrahymena thermophila SB210
Lineage: Eukaryota; Ciliophora; Oligohymenophorea; Hymenostomatida; Tetrahymenidae
Product: peptidyl-tRNA hydrolase
Exons: 1
Biological process (GO): translational termination
Cellular component (GO): mitochondrion
Molecular function (GO): translation release factor activity
Source: RefSeq, a predicted model, not a curated record